This is a messenger RNA of Pyricularia pennisetigena, 1059 nucleotides long. RefSeq lists its product as uncharacterized. Gene Ontology annotation, cellular component: RNA polymerase II transcription regulator complex. The record is from RefSeq and is a predicted model, not a curated record. NCBI's taxonomy places the organism in Eukaryota, Fungi, Ascomycota, Sordariomycetes, Magnaporthales, Pyriculariaceae. Bases 1 to 1059 code for a protein of 352 amino acids. Gene Ontology annotation, molecular function: DNA-binding transcription activator activity, RNA polymerase II-specific; transcription cis-regulatory region binding. The transcript is spliced from 3 exons.
AUGGAAUACCAUCACACGCAUCCAGGCGCCACCGCCUACUUCCCUGGCGCGCAGCCAUAUCAGUUCAUAGGCAUGCCGCCAUUGACGCCAUCGCAUUCCAACUCGGGCCCUUCAGAAGAUUUCAACUCCACGCCUCCGGAGCUUUACACCGAUUACAACCCCCACGAACAGCAGUUCCAGACCUUUGAGAGCUACGCGCCGGCUCCGUUCCCUCAAGUGCCGAACACUGAUCCGCAACAGCAACCGCCGCAGCGUCACCCACAGCAGACCUUCCCUGCGCCACCCACGCCGCCUAAUGCUGCCGCCAUCCACGGUCAUGCACAUGCUGCUCAAAUCCUCAACGGCGGCCCCGGCGGUAUGGUCGUCUCCCCACCACUUCAGGGACCCAAAGAGGAGUUUACAGAGCAGCAACGAGCACCUCAACUGGCUCCGAAGACAUCGAGCAACACCGCUGGUGCUGGUUCCAAUAGUGCCGAGGAGGAGGAAUCCGGCCUUGGCACAAACAAGAGGAAGGCACAAAACAGAGCUGCCCAACGAGCGUUCCGAGAACGCAAAGAACGUCACGUCAAGGACCUCGAGGCCAAACUGGCCGACCUAGAGGCGGCGCAGCAGCAAGCCGCUACGGAAAACGAGAAGCUGAAGCGGGACCUGCAGAAGAUCAGUACCGAGAACGAGAUAUUGCGAGCGACGACAUCUCACUCCGGAGGCGCGGGUGGCUCUCCAUCUCACAGCCACGGCUCGCCGCCCUUGGAGACGGGCCCUAUGAGGUACAACCCAACCGACUUCUACAGCGACGUGCUAGCUGGGCAUGACAACAAGACCUUUUCGCACCGGAUCUCGCUCAGUAGCGACGGUGAGAGGCUGUACGAUGCGGGAGCCACGUGGGAUCUUAUUGUAAACCACGACCUGUACAAGCAGGGCCUUGUCGACGUCGCCGAAAUCAGCAACAGUCUUAAGGGACUGGCCAAGUGCGACGGACAGGGACCCGUGUUCAAGGAGAGCGACAUUAUCGCCGCAAUCGAGCGGAGCGUUGCGAACGGAAGCGACACGCUGAUAUAA